UAAAACCUCAAGUAAUCAACUUUUUUUAUUUAUAGUUUGCUUUGGGAUUGGUGCAAUCGGUUCGAGUCGCUGCACCACUUACGAGAACUUUCCUACAAUCUUAGCGCAUUGAUAGACAUGUAUAUCAUGUCACUUAUGUCUUAUUAAAGCACCCAAACAAUACACAUGUUGGAACUUACAGUACUGUAUGCUUACUGCGCAACCUUAAAAAUAUGCAUGGUUUUUAAAUGCAUAACCGCUUGAAUAUUCUCUAAACCGUGAACUACAUUUUAUCAGUGAAUUGAACAAAUUAAUUGCAAUAUAUAUAGAGAAAAUUUUCCUGUUGAAAUCCUAAAUGUAUAGCUUGGCCAAACAAGAGGAAGUGACAAAUGAGAUGCAAAUAUGAAAUAAGGAGUAUUGAUAGUUCGAAUACAAGUCAUUAUACCAUUCCAACAGCGAUGGCAUAUUGUAUUGUUACUGCACUUCUUAUGGUAGUUGUACGCUAUAGUGAUGGAGGAAGCCAUGUUAAUGACUGGCCGCACUCAUGUCAAGCCAACUUUAGAAUAGGACCUCAAAGAUGUGAACGUUGUGAGUCUGGUAGUUACGGCUGUAACUGUUCAGAACCGUGUCCCUAUGGUACAUACGGUCAGGGAUGUUACCAUUUUUGUGAUUGUUCUGAUGAACAAUUUUGUGAUCCUGUAGUAGGUUGUACUAACAACAGUGGGACUACAGAUAUAACAACCGGUAAAGUUGAAUCUACGCCAUAUAUUGGAAGUAAUACAAGAGAUGUGAAAAGCACUCCUUCGUUGAAGAGUGAUGAAGACCAACUGGCAAUUUUGACUAUUGUCGGAAUAACCACUGGCACGCUACUGUCGAUAGGUGUUAUUUCCAAUGUACUUUGCUUCUGUUUCUUAUGCAGACGAAAAUCAGACUCGUUUUCUCUUAAAAAAGAUGUAAAAUCAACUGAGGGGGUACUUGAAAUAGGAACCAACGAAGAGGACAUCGAUGUUCAUUCGUACCUCACUAUCAGUGAUAGAUCAGUCAGAAUGUAUGCAGCUGUCCAUUACGACGAGGCAGAGGACAAAAAAAGUAGUCCUUCGUUAUCACUACACAGUGAAAAAGAGGACUUAAGCAUCGAAAGUAAAACAAGUCCUUCCUUAUCCUUUCACACCAAGAAAGAAGAGGAUGCAAGCAUUAAAAGUGAUACCAGUAAGAUAUCACGGGGAUAUUUGACUCCUGUUGUGACAACAGUCGAGGAAACCAAAUCGGAUAGUCAACGAUCUAGUGAUUAUGAAGAUUUUCAAGAAGUCACAAAGUGUUCAGAAAAUUUCGAAUCUUCAGCCAGCCUGAGUUUCAAAUUGGAUACACUGGUCAAAAUUGACAGUGCUCGACUUUGA
Molecule: messenger RNA, 1376 nt
Organism: Magallana angulata
Lineage: Eukaryota; Metazoa; Mollusca; Bivalvia; Ostreida; Ostreidae
Exons: 6
Coding region: 369-1376 (335 amino acids)
Source: RefSeq, a predicted model, not a curated record